UAUUCACAUGCGAAUUACCCAUAAUUCUCAAAUCUUAGGUGCAAUACCGCAACGCUCCGAACGGCAAUACCGUAACUAUGCGGAAGAAUUCUGCGCGGCAAACAGUAAAGAUGAUUGCGAGGCAAGAAACGAAUCCCUCGAUAAAUAUUCAAAAGAGUCUAACAGAAGGUACGAGCAGUAUUUGAAUGCGAUUCGCAAUGCAGAGAACCAAACUGCCUGCGCCGAUGAACGUAGUCGUGGAGGCUGUCCUUGUUAUAAAAGCGUUAUCAAACAUGAUCUGAAAGUUUUUAAAAAAACUGGAAUCUCAGAAGAUUCUAUAACGUUAGCUAAAUCCAGAGGGACGUUUUACCAAAUAAUCAAUGGCAGACUCUAUAGAGAAAAGGACUGCAUGUUUCCUUCGAGGUGUGCAGGGAUCGAGCAUUUUAUUUUAUCCAUAAUCCGGGAUUUACCUGAUAUGGAAUUAGUCAUCAAUACCAGAGACUACCCACAAUCUAGCAGACAUUUUGGUGGGCCGUUGCCUGUUUUCUCAUUUAGCAAGACUCCUGAUUACUUUGAUAUAACUUAUCCAGCUUGGAGUUUCUGGGAAGGAGGUCCGGCGAUUUCGCUCUAUCCACGAGGUUUGGGGCGUUGGGAUCUGCACAGAAGAUCGUUGGAUAGAGCAAGUGAAAAAAAACCAUGGCAUGACAAGCAGGACAAAGCUUUCUUCCGUGGCUCUCGAACCAGCUCUGAGAGAGAUAAUCUGGUUUUGCUCAGCCGAAGACAGCCAGACCUUGUCGAUGCUCGCUAUACCAAAAACCAGGCUUGGAAAUCUGAAGCGGACACCCUACACAUGCCCCCUGCUGAAGAAAUGCCCCUCGAAUCUCACUGUGAUUUCAAAUACCUCUUUAACUUCAGAGGUGUUGCUGCUUCAUUUAGGCACAAGCAUCUGUUUUUAUGCCGAUCUCUAGUAUUUCAUGUCGGGGAGGAAUGGACAGAGUUUUACUAUACGGCCAUGAAACCAUGGCACCACUACAUUCCGGUUCCAACAGAUGCAAGCCAGGAAACUCUGCAGGAACUGAUACUUUUUGCUAAGGAAAACGAUGAUAUUGCACAGAAAAUCGCUGAACAAGGUAGAAAUUUUGUGUGGAACCAUCUGAGAAUGGAAGACGUCACAUAUUUUUGGAAAUCUUUGCUGAAGAGAUACGUUAAACUCUUGACUUACAAGCCUGUUUUGGAUAAAAGACUGAUAGAAAUUAAGCAGAAGUAGUGUUAUAUACUAUGAAUUGCAUACACAAUAAAGUAUCUAUUUUUA
Messenger RNA from Diprion similis, 1291 nucleotides. Its product is annotated as O-glucosyltransferase rumi homolog. The transcript is spliced from 7 exons. Lineage: Eukaryota; Metazoa; Arthropoda; Insecta; Hymenoptera; Diprionidae. The coding region runs from base 8 to 1246 and encodes 412 amino acids. The record is from RefSeq and is a predicted model, not a curated record. Gene Ontology annotation, biological process: protein O-linked glycosylation; positive regulation of Notch signaling pathway. Gene Ontology annotation, cellular component: endomembrane system. Gene Ontology annotation, molecular function: UDP-glucosyltransferase activity; UDP-xylosyltransferase activity.